Molecule: messenger RNA, 1349 nt
Organism: Aspergillus novofumigatus IBT 16806
Lineage: Eukaryota; Fungi; Ascomycota; Eurotiomycetes; Eurotiales; Aspergillaceae
Product: PaaI family thioesterase
Exons: 2
Coding region: 265-867 (200 amino acids)
Source: RefSeq, a predicted model, not a curated record
CGCGUAUCGUCUGAACCGCAGCAAUACCUAUCGCCAGGUUGCGAUGUGAUUCAGAUCAUCAUGCUCGGCCCUCGCAGAAUCUUUCAAUCUCGACCGCGCUGUAAUGCAACUCAGUUGAAGUCAGUGCAUCUCUCGAAGACCCGUCUGUCGCGCCAUGCCAGCACUAUUGCCCAAGCAGAGCUACCAGCAGCCAAGUCGAGGUGGCCACGGCGACUGGCCUACGCAGGAAUAUUUGGUGGAUUAGGGGUCGCCGCUGGCAAAUGGAUGGAUGAGAAGGUCUCGGCACCCGCAGUGCCAGGAACAGUGGAAGACGCAGCCAAGCUAGAGGAGAUCAAUCACGUAUUCGAGCACGGGCUGCCUAUCGUGCAAGAACUAAGAAACAAUCCGGACUACGUGGAAUCGAAUGCAUACGAAGGAUUUUCGGAGGAGGACAAGGCGCACAGAUUGACGUCUGGACCGCUGCGUGGGAGUCGGGGGUUGGCACUCCAGAGAGUUUUCUAUAAUGACAAGGAGAAGAAAGUCAUUAGUGUGGUAUACCUCGGAUCGGGUCUGGAGGGUUGGCCAACGGUUGUCCAUGGUGGCGCUCUCGCUACUGUGCUUGACGAGAAUCUGGGACGUGCUGCUAUACGCCAAUUUCCGGCACGCACCGGCGUCACAGCCAAUCUUGAGAUCAACUACCGCGCUCCGGUAUAUUCAGGCAACUUUUACACAUUUCACUCGCAGGUAGACCCAGAAAGAAGCACUGAGCGCAAGGCGUACGUGACUGGUGAGAUCCGCGACCCGGUCGGGCGAGUGUGUGCGCAAGCCUCUGCGAUUUUCGUGGUUCCAAAGGGAUUCAGGUUACGGGAGAUUGGAGAACGAUUCUGAUUUUCUGAUCCGGUUGAUUCGUCGGAGACAAGACUGGGACAUGCCGUGAUGUCGACGAGACCUUCAAGCCCGUACAAUUGGAUAGAUGCUCAGUCAAUGAUCGAGAUUUCCCUGCUCGAUAUAAUUGAAUACUAAGUCUAUCUCGGGGCUAUCGAAGGCGGAUUGCUCGACUUGUCGCCUAUCUCUUCUCGCUAUGCAUAACAUGGCGCUCAAUGGUCCACUAACAGGAUAUUAUUUUCAGUACGUACAUAUCUAGCUCGAUAGAUCGCGAUCGUAUGACAGGUGAGGCUGUUCCGGAAUAUUUCGAAUAUCACUCAAUUCAAGUUGCAUGAGCUCUUGGAACAGGCAUUUUGACACCUUGGGAGACAUUAAUGGGGCCGAUAGCGGAAACUGGGGAAAGUCCGGGGUAUUGACUUUUGGAGUGGUCCACUUGGCCCGAUCAAAUGGGCAGACAAAUGAAAUGACCGAUUUAUUUUCGCUGG